AGUUUGGUGUCUGCUAUGAACAGCUGCUGUCAAAGCCAGAAAUGUCAACAGAAGGUGUGUGCACUCCAGCGCAGGUGGUUGUGGGGAGUGACGGUUCGUAGCUGCUGUCAGAACUGUGCUAAUACAGUUUCAGAAUGUUGGACAUCGGCAAAUGCAAGCAGGAACUGACAAAAUAUGGACAGCAGCACCUGUUGCGGUUUUGGGAAGAACUGUCUGAAGAGGAGAGAGCAGAGUUACUGCUGGAUUUACAAGAAGUCAACGUGGCAGAAGUUACUUCGUAUUUCAGAAGAGCUGUGGAGUCCCUCACUGAAGAUCAAGCAAAACUGGAUGAUCGCAUGAAGCCUAUCCCAGCAGAAUUUUAUGGUGGUGUCAUCAGAUCAGAAGCAGAAGACCUAAGAUUUUACGAAGAUGAAGGUUUGAGGCAGAUUUCUGCAGGCAAAGUGGGUGUGUUGCUUCUGGCAGGUGGUCAGGGUACAAGACUUGGAGUAUCAUAUCCUAAAGGUAUGUAUGAUGUUGGCCUACCUUCUCAUAAGUCUCUGUAUCAGGUUCAGGCAGAAAGAAUUCUGAGGCUGCAGGAGCUUGCUUGUGAACGAACAGGAGUUUACAAUCAUAUAACAUGGUAUAUCAUGACCAGUGAAGCAACUAUGUGCCCCACACAGGAAUACUUUGCAAACCACAACUAUUUUGGUCUUAAAAAAGAAAAUAUUGUUAUGUUUGAGCAGGGGUUACUUCCAUGCUUCACAUUUGAUGGAAAAAUAAUCAUGGAUAGAAAGUAUAAGCUGUCAAGAGCACCAGAUGGGAAUGGAGGACUGUAUCGAGCUUUGCGGGACCGUAAAGUGCUGGAUGAUAUUGAGAGACGGGGUAUUAGUUAUCUUCAUGCAUACAGUGUCGAUAACAUUUUGGUUAAAGUAGCUGACCCAGUUUUCAUUGGUUAUUGUAUAAGCAAGAAUGCAGAGUGUGGAGCAAAAGUAGUAGAAAAAUCUUUUCCAGAAGAACCUGUAGGUGUUGUUUGUCAGGUGGAUGGCCGGUAUCAAGUUGUUGAAUACAGUGAAAUUACAUUAAAAACAGCAGAGCAGAGUGAUAUAGAUGGGAGAUUAACAUUCAGAGCUGGUAAUAUUUGCAAUCACUUUUUCACAACAGAGUUUCUUCAGAAGAUUGCAAAUAAGCAUGAAAAUAAUUUGAAGCUACAUGUUGCCAGGAAAAAGAUCCCUUAUGUUGAUGCACAAGGUAACAUUUGUAAACCAGAGAAACCCAAUGGUAUAAAAAUGGAAAAAUUUGUUUUUGACGUCUUUCAGUUUGCGGACAAUUUUGUUACAUGGGAAGUGAAGCGAAAUGAGGAAUUCAGUGCCCUUAAAAAUGCCGAUACUGCUGAAAAAGACACACCCACAACUGCCCGUAAUGAUCUGUAUUCACUUCAUUACCAGUAUUUGACUAAGGCUGGUGGAAAGAUUGUAACAGACAAGGGAUCAUCUGUGAUUUGUGAGAUUUCACCGUUGUUGACAUAUGCUGGCGAAGGUCUUGAAGAAAUUGUUAGUAAUAAGACAUUUAAAUCGCCAGUUGUUUUGUUGCAUCCUAGUGAACAAAGCCCAAAUGGUAACGUAUAUGAUCAAUGAUGUUUAUAUUUGUGCACAAAGAUUAUAUUUUGCUGUCAGUUCCUAUGCACUUUAAGGUGAAAUAUAUGUUGCAGCCACAGGUUAAACUGUGUGUUCCUGUGUUAAUAUUGUAGUUAUAAAAUGCCUAUGUGCAAUAAAGUGUGCUGGUGGUGGUCAAAUUGUGAGGGAGUAUGCUAAAAUUCCUGUGUGGUAACAGUUCUCUUGAUGCUAACUUCAAAGAGUAAAUGGUAGUGAAAGAAACUGGUACCACUUUUACAGUGUAGCAUAUUUGCACAAUCAUGUCACAUCUCAUAUUAAUGUUUAAACAGGAAACAUUUCUUUCCUCUUUGACUUUAAUAGGAGGCUUUUUUAAGAAAAGAAAAAAAAUAGUAAUGGGGCCUGCAUACAUUUGGUGCUGGAAUUUAUAUUCUUAGUUGAUAAGUUAGCAUACUGAGCUCUGUCUUUAUAUGUGAGUGAGCAAGUGAUAUUUGAUGUUAGUUCCAUCAUGUACAGUAAAUGCAACAAAAUAACUACACACUUUGCCUCAUGAAGAGUUACCAGUAUUUAUUGAGAGAUCUGUUGCAUAAAGUAACUGAUAUUCUGAAUGCUUUGUUCAAAUGACCAAAUGCACAAUUCUGUUUAAAUGUAAUCAUGAAAUGUCAGGAAUCACUGCCUUACGUAUGGUACUUUAGCCCAUUAUACAUAGAAGAAAAUUGACUUUAUGCUUUCAUUAUUACUUAAACAGUUAAGUAAGGUGUUGAUAUUGUUCAAUUCUGUAAUUAACUGAUUUAUCAAACUGUUGUAAAUGUACAGUUACUGUUACUCGGGUGUGAAUUAUGUGGUACACCCAUAUUAAUUUUUUCCAAGCAGUUUUUGCACCUUAAAAACAAAUGUGUAGUCGUGCAAUCGCUGCUUAUAUGAAUAACAUAUGGCUGUAUGUUAUGUGCCACUUACUUUCUUUAUUUCAGUAUUUGAAACAAACAGAAAAAGACAUUUGGAGCUCUGUUUGUGUUUUAUUCCCUUGUUUCUGUUAACUGCUUUAUGUUCCUCUAACAAAGUUAUGUAAACCUUAAAACAAGCAUUUAAUCAUUUAACUUACACUAAAGUUUUGAUUAUACUAAAACUCUUAUAAUUAUUGCUUUCAUUCUGCAUAGCAGAAGUUUUUGCAUUCCAUGUAAAUAACAACAAUCUAAAUAUUAUGGGUCCAAUUUGUUAAACUGCAGAGAAGUUUUGUCUAAUGAAAUUAAGCACUUACAAUUUUGAAUAUACGAAAUUGUAUAAACUCUAGAUGCUACAGCAAAAUCCAAGUAGGUGUUCUACUAGACAUUCAGGGAACUUCCAUACAGAGAGGAUCAGACAUGAACAUCUGACUACCACGAAGUCAGUGUCCAGUUGCACAUAAUGUGAAAGUGUUAUGUAAACUGUUGCUAUACUCUAUUUUUUAAAAGAAAGGUGCAGUAUUAAAAUGUUUCUUUAUAGACUGGCCAGAUUUAAUAUAAUGUAUUGAUAUUUUUUUGUGUGAUGUGACACUGUACUUUCUAAUUUGGAACUGAAAUGACACCAGUAUUAUGAACUGGCUCAGACCUUAAAUCUGGGUUGUGUAGUGAUGUAAUGUGCAAUAACAUCUCAGAUCUUGCAGGCAGCUUGAGUAGUUAAGAAAUAUUAUUUGUUGCAUGGAAGUCCAAUAUAUACUAUAUUUGUCAGUUUUAUGGCAAAAUUUUGUGAUGGCUGUACAAUUGGAUUUUUUGUUUAAAUGUUUUAUUAAUUUAAUGAAAAUGUAAUAGCACAUGAAGAAUGGAAUCCAAUAUUCAUAAGUCAUUUUUCUUAUGACAUUUCUAUAGUGGUUUAUUUCUUCAUGUCAUUUUUUAUGGAAUGAAAUUUUUAUUGUCAAUUACAUAUAUGUAUAUAUAAUGUAUGUAACAUUUUGUUUUAAGAAUACAUUUUAUUUCACAGCA
Molecule: messenger RNA, 3547 nt
Organism: Schistocerca americana (American grasshopper)
Lineage: Eukaryota; Metazoa; Arthropoda; Insecta; Orthoptera; Acrididae
Gene: mmy
Product: UDP-N-acetylhexosamine pyrophosphorylase
Exons: 1
Coding region: 135-1613 (492 amino acids)
Biological process (GO): UDP-N-acetylglucosamine biosynthetic process
Molecular function (GO): UDP-N-acetylglucosamine diphosphorylase activity
Source: RefSeq, a predicted model, not a curated record